AUGGCUCACGGUAUUGGUUUCUCGAUUUUUUUCAUGCUAUGGCUUGCAGGUUGUGCAUCUGCCGAUGGCGGGGAUGAUUUUGCGAACAAUCUAGCUUCAGACCUAGGGCCUAUUAUUGCGCUAUUUGGCGAACGGGUCGUCAUGCAGUUCAUGAGCCAAGCCAUGGGCAUCGCCGACUGCAUCCUCUUGGCUGUUGCCCCGAUUGGCGCAAUCACAACCGUUGUGAGCGCUAUCCGAGUGGCCGGGCCGGCAUGGCUGAAGUCGUUUAUUGGAAGAGCCAGAGAGAAUCUCUCAGCGGCAGAGAUCGACGUCAUGUCAUCAACGUCCAAAGAGGCAUGCGAGCUUUGGAACGGGCACAGCGUGGUUAGAUGUCCGGGAUCGGCCGAUAUAUAUCAGUUCAUCUGCCUUCUGCCAAAUGGGAGUAAUCCCGAUUCUUUAUCUCAAAAGGACGUUCAUAUUCGGUAUGAGAAACUGGAGGAAGUAGAGAGUAAAAAGAUUCUCCAGCAGAUCGAAUCCGGAAGUCAGCAAAAUGAAUCCAGCACCAGCACUCAAAUAGAGGUUGUUGCACCUGAAAGCACAAAGAACCCUGCCGUGAUCAGCGGUGUUCCUGUGAUCCGAAAAAGAGACACUGCCAAGACCGAUUCUAGCAAGACAACCUCGGGAAAGACUGACUCUGGAAAGACUGAUAGCGGCACCACAUAUUCCGGGCUUUCGGAAUCCGACAAGACAGACAAGAAGGAAAUGAUUGUUGUUGUUGAAUCUGAUGAGAGCGCACCGAAUCUUCUCCUCAAUUGCCACGAUAGAGUCGAACGAGGCGAAAUCUAUCUUGCAGCCACUAUCGGCGUGAUACUACAGCUUGGUGCCCUUGUAUAUUUUGGCUUCAUCACCUAUCAUCAGCCUAUCAAGGGCAAAUUUUUGAAGGAUGGCAAGAGAGUCGUCGACUAUGCUUUUCCAUGUGCCGCUGGAGGAACCCUUCUCUUGGUGCUCGGUCUUUUCAUGUGCGCGUGGGUCGUUGAAAAGAGCACAGCAGAGAAGUGUUAUAAAGCAGAUAAACAUCAGAUUUUUAUCGUAUGGUUGCAAAAGCAUCAUACUGUGGCCGAGGAAAAUAUGCAAGAGAGUCCCAUUUUUGGCCAUACCGAAAAGGAUGCCGAAGAUACAAAGGAGAAGGAUGAGCAGACUCGGGAAAGAAUUUUGGAGAAUAUUACAUUUAUCGGCGCUCUCAUUUCUCUCAUUGGAUUCAUUGCACAAUUUAUUGGAAUGAGAGGACUCAAUUGGACAGCAUCAAUCCUACAGCUUGGCAUCACAAUUGUGGUGACAAUUAUAAGGGUCAUUGUUCGACGUGGACUCGGAAAAUCUCCGAUUCGAACGCGGUUGAAGUCGAAAUCUGAGCUGGAUUGGUUUGCUCUGAGCUUUGGAGAUAUUAAAUCGGCUCCCUGGGCAAUACUUGAUGGCAUUCCUCGCAAGGGGAGAGAGAAUGAUGCUUCAAAAGACGACAGUUCUCCCAGGUGGCAUGUCCUCACCGGAGACAAGCAAGCGUAUCGCUCUCUGAGGCUAGAGGACGAUGACAGCCAACAGAUUGAGAAAACAUCAAUGGCCCAUAAGAUGAUGGUGGCGCGACAGCAACUGCGAAAUCUUUCCAAGUGGAAAAGUCCGGCCCGUGAAGAAGCUGCUCGUUUAACAUCCGCGAUUGAAACCAUUGCCCAAACAUUUCUAGAACAAUUGCCUGAAGGAAAUUAUGUGUGGAGCAUUCCAGCAAUUUAUACUGGGUUAUCAGAUAAACAUGUCGUUGAACAUGUCGAUAUAGAACUUGAGAAGAAAAAUGAUAUGAGAUGGCAGAUCAAAGAUGGAAGCGAGAGAAUCGAGGCAAUUCUCUCUCUAUGGCUGUACUCCAACCCGCCUGGGAAACUUUCUGGCGGUAAUCAGUCUCACCAGAUGCGGCUGUAUGGAUCAAGUGAGCACAAGGGCCGCUUGUCCCGAGAUCUUCAUUGGUGGAUGCCAGAAGUCAUCGCUGAAAUGUCUACGCAACCCAAAGCUGAAAUAGACAAGAAGAAAACGACUGGUACGACGGUAGUCGGGUUCACCUCAGAAGAAGGACCCGUCAAGUCUACAGACAAAGACGGGGAAGAUUCAAAGUAUCUCGUUCUCGAGUGCCAAGAAAAGCAAGAAAGGCUUUUCUCCAGGGACUUGUUGUUCUCAUUUUUACGCGCAGUCGCAAAGAUGCCUGAAGUCACCAUCACAAGCGCGUCGAGCAUACAACAGAUGAACUAUAGUAAGAUGACAGAAGACUGGAAAGAGCUGAAGAUUAAAAACGACACUAUUUCCAAUUUGGCCAGGAAACUUGAGAAGAUCGGAUUCGGGACGCUAUCGGAUAUAUAUUUCGAUAUUAUUGUGCCCUUAAGCCUCGAGCAGAAACUAAGCAACAUCAAGAACGUCAUUGACGAUGCCACAAAGCAGGCACAAAAAUAUGAACGAGCAUGCCAAUGGGAAAAGCUAGUUGAUAGUUGCUGUUGUCUCGUUAACUUGGCUCUACAAUUUGAUCUAGCAAAGGAGUUGCGUCACGAAGCAGUGCUCCAGAAGUCGGAAGGGCGGGAGGAGGAAGAGCUUACCAAACAAUUGAACAUUCUAAUAACAAAAUUAAAGGACGAAAAGUUCGCAAAGCAAGCUAAUAUCCCAAUACCGACGAGGCUGCUAAUGAAGGAAUGGCACUAUGCGAUGCCUUUCAAUGCAAUAAUUGGUCCUUCACCUGACAACAUAAGAUCAUUGCCGGAGAGUUUCCAAAUCACCGAUGAUCAUCAACAGUUUAUGCAAGAAAUCGAGUCGGAGAAAACUCUAUACUUCUGGGACUUCGAAAAGCUCGAAAAGGCAGACGCCUUUGGUUGGUCGCCGCUUCAUUACGCGGCCAACUUACAAGCCGACAACAUGCGCAUAGUCUUUUCUAAGGAAAAAGAAGCUCUCAACCUUCGAGACUUUAUGGGAUGGACGCCCUUACAGCAUGCUUGCCUCGUAGGAAACGAGAGAGUAGUGGACAUGCUACUGGAUCGCGACGCUCCAAUUCAGAUUGCCGGAUAUGAUGGGAUUACGCCAAUGCACUGUGCUGUUCGAAGUGGAAAUGCCGAUAUUCUGCAAAUGCUGGUCGAUAAAGUCAAAUCAGGACGCCAGAAAUAUACUGGAAAGGGCGUGGUCCACGUGGAUCGCAACGAGAGACAUCCGAUUCACUGGGCUGCAGUCAGGGGAGAUGUGGACUCAGUCUGGCUCCUAAAGGACGACAUUAGUCUCAAGGAUCGAUUCGGUUGGACCUGUCUACAUCUAGCCGCGAUAUAUGGACACAAGGACUUACUGACAUGCAUCAUUGAAGAUUGCGGAGCAGACAUUAACAUCGGCGACAAUGAUUCCCGUACACCUCUGCAUCUCGCAAUCGAAAACAAGUCAUUGCCGGCGAUCCCUUUGCUAAUCGAAGCUGGUGCACAACUCGAUGCCAAAUCAAAAGAUGGCUCAACUCCGCUUCACAUCGCAGUUAAAGAGAUUGAAACUGUACGGCUGCUUCUGAAAAGUGGCGCUGAUAAGGAAGCAACUGAUCUAGAAGGACGGACGCCACUCUAUCAAUCCCUGGCAGAUGGUACAAUCGAAGUUGCUACACUUUUGGUGGACGAGGGUGCAAACGUUGCGACAGCGGCAAAGGAUGGGAGAACGCCACUACAUAUGGCUCUUAGUCUUGGGUCAAAGGGAUUCGGCAUUGCACAAAGACUUCUUCAAUCUGAUUCAAUUAAAGCCGCUGAUUAUGCCAGGGCUAAAGCCAAAGACGAAGCAACUCCACUACACAUAGCAGCAGAGCAUGGCCCAUCCGAAGCUAUAGAGUUGCUACAUCGACUUGGAGCCGAUGUUGACGCGCUGGACGAUUUCGGACAAACGCCGUUGCUCAUAUCAAUCUACAAGAAGAAAUGGGAGAUUGCAGAACUGCUGAUCAAAGCUGGUGCCAAUGUUGAUGCUGACGAAAGAGAGGGAUACGCACCUCUACUUGGUGCAGUUGCAGGAGGAAGCGACAGAAUUGUGCAACUACUGUUGAAAGCCAAGGUCGAUGUUGAUGCUGUUGAUGAAGAUGGAUAUUCGCCACUGCAUCUUGCAGUCUCUCAAAACGAAGUCAAUAUCCUCCAACAGUUGUUAAAAGCGGGCGCGAAAAUUGAUGCUGUUAGUGAGUAUCGUAACCAAACGCCAUUACACAUUGCUGUUCGCAAUAAACACAGUGAUAUUGUAAAGAUCUUGCUCGAGAAGGGAGCCAGCACCACAUUAUACAACUCUCUCGACUUUUCGCCGUUACAACACUCGUUGUAUAUCGGUAACCUUGAGCUUGUGCAAGAUUUUGUUGCACAUGAUAAGAAAGCAAGCGUGAAAGCGGUUUUAGAAAAGGGAAAAGACGGCAACACUCCAAUGCACACUUUGUGUCAAUGGACCUAUCAGGAGAGUGAUGAAGAAACCAUGCUCAAAAUGCUUGAUGAACUUUUAAGCGUUAGCCUGGAGGUUGACAUUAACGCCAAGAAUGGUGAACAAUUAACUCCGUUAGAUUUGGCAGUUUCUAGAGCAGGAGAUUAUCGCAAUUUCGUAUGCACGUUGGUGAGAAAGGGUGCAUUGUCAGGUUCGGAGGAAACAUUGGAAGAAUUCCUAAUCUGGAAGAAGGAUAUGGGCAUUAGCGAUGAGAUGCUUGAAUGA
This is a messenger RNA of Trichoderma breve, 4704 nucleotides long. RefSeq names its product ankyrin repeats (3 copies) domain-containing protein. The coding region runs from base 1 to 4704 and encodes 1567 amino acids. The record is from RefSeq and is a predicted model, not a curated record. Gene Ontology annotation, molecular function: protein binding. Lineage: Eukaryota; Fungi; Ascomycota; Sordariomycetes; Hypocreales; Hypocreaceae. The transcript has 5 exons.